Endocarpon pusillum Z07020 is the source of this 5481-nucleotide messenger RNA. RefSeq lists its product as uncharacterized. NCBI's taxonomy places the organism in Eukaryota, Fungi, Ascomycota, Eurotiomycetes, Verrucariales, Verrucariaceae. The coding region runs from base 1 to 5481 and encodes 1826 amino acids. The transcript has 3 exons. The record is from RefSeq and is a predicted model, not a curated record.
AUGCUACCAAGCGCAGGAAACUGGUCGUCUGGGCCAUUUACUACCAAUGGAGAUGCAGAGAGCACCGGCUACCGAAGCAGUGAAGAUGAUUUCAUUGAGCUUGUUCCACCCAACUCAUCAUCACCUGUUUCGCCCGCUUUCGGUGAAACGAUAACGGAGCAGAUCAACAUCGAUGUUGAGGAAGAUUCCGACGGGGACAUGAGAGAUAUCGCCAGCUAUGGGGAAGGUAAUCCCGACGUAAGGUGGCUUCAGGAAUGGAAAGACUUGAACCUAAACCUAGCAAUCGCCAGCCAGAUUGAAUUCUUCAAGACUCGCCCAGCUUUCAACAACUCAAGUCCCGCCUAUAUCUAUUUUUUCAGGGCGAUCCGACGUACCCUUUUAGAAGCGAAGGCUGCUGCGGUAACCAUCGCAGAAGACCCGAUCGCAACAGCCCACCUCAAAUUACUCAAGCGAUACUUCGAAUACUUCAAAGAUACUACGCGACACUUACUCAGCAUAGACCUGAAGACCAUCCUUACAUACGACUUUCGUUUGUGCGGCAAUGUGGAAAGCCUUGAGAACAUGUUGAACAUGAACGGUGGGUUCUUGGAAGCAACGACGGAGAUGGCUUUCUUUCUUUGUCUUGAAGAAGAAUGGGAACGUGUGUCGACAUUCGUGCAAGCAGCAAAGAAAAACCUCGCCGCCGAUAAGUCUCACGCCUCAUUCAACGAUAUUGUUUCGUCCAUAAAAGACCUUCAGCAUGGUCGACCAUUGCUCCACCCGGAAGGACCCCUGGCUCCAGGGCUAUUGGAGAUGAAUUACGAGUUCACCGACGCAAUCUGGUCUCAAUGGAUCGAGGGCUGCAUUUCGUAUUUCAAAUAUUGGACGGCUGACUCAACGAGGACAAUUCCUGCCAACGAUUUUAUCCGCCAUCUGUCACACUACCAAUCGGCGGUAGUACUUUUUCUCAAGCACAGAACGAUCUCGAAAAGUAAACAGUCGAUCCUACUCACCCUUGCGAAGAACUACAUGAGCCAGUACCGCGACCACGCUGCCACGGAGCUUGAGACAAAAUAUGCCAAGCUCAAGGAGAAUGUCAAAAAGUCGCAUUUGUACCUUACAGAACCCAGAUUCUGGGACAUUGCAGAAGACCUCAGAGUUCUGCUGAACGAACCACCGCAAAGCAUCGAUAUUGAGGCUUGGGAAGCCGCAGUGCCAGCCAUGCUCCCCCACAGUAAGGUCAUGGCGGCCAGAAAUGCUGUCAAUGCACUAUAUAAAGAGUUCCAGACAAAGAGAUAUCCAGAGGAUGAGGUUGCAUACCUGUGGCUUCUCACCUGGCGGAACAUCAAGCACAUCCUUCCAUAUCUAACCGCCGGUCGCAGUUUGAAUGCUAUCCGGCAAGAGUCUGGAGAAUUGCCAGCCACAAUUGAAGCCCGUGAUAUAGCUAUCCCUUUCGUGCAAGAAAACCAUUCUCAGUUAGUAUCCAUAGUUAAGGAAGACAACGAUGCCCUCUAUCAAAAGGACAUUGAGGAACUGGUUGGCAAGUACUGUACACAUAUAGACAGCUAUGUUCAAGGCAAAGGGGCAGGACAGGCACGCAUCUAUGAGCAGUUUGCCAAAUUGUCCAAUACAAAGCGGGUUCCUUUCACUUGUCUGGUGGGUCUUGAAGAGACUCUUCUGAAGCCAGAGCUUAAGCCGGCCAAUGGUCCGCAAAUGGUCGCCCAUCGCGUGGUCAUGCGCCUGAACCACAUCAUGGAAGGCCCGAAGGCGCUCAAACGGUGGGAGCUCUUCGAAAAUGGCAAUAUGAGGACAUAUCGCCCAACCUCAACAUGGGUGAAGGAGCAAGCAGCAUUGCCGCAAGCAGCAGGUUUCAAUUACCAGAAUGACAGAGAUUCUUACUCCCGUCCUACACCGGCUUCAUCACAACCACAAGGCUCUGGCGCUGGUGGUGGUGGUGAUGACGGGGAUGGUGACGAUAGGCGAAAUCGCCCUUCCGAAGAGAUCGGAGAAUCCAGCGACUCUGACGAGGAAAUAGAGGUGGUCAGCCCUGGCGGAACAAAGCGUAUAGAGAAGCGGAAGAAAGCGAAGACGGUUACCACAUCAGUCUUUGCAGAGACCCUGACAAAGGCCAAACUGGAGAAUCUCGCUGAGUUGGCGAGAAGACGGAAUACCGAUCGCGCUGGCUUAGACGAGGAGUGGGAAGAGGAUGAAGUGAUCGUGUCUGGACUUCAUCCACUUCCUGCGGAUAGCCUAGACUACCAUCGUCGAAGGCUAAGAGCCCUCCGAAUGGAGGAGCGUAGCGCUGUACCCCAUGCUCAAUAUCCUCUUCCUGAGAGUGCAGCCCCCGAACGAGCGGCCGCUCUUCAGAUUGCGAGAGAACUGGCAGAUCCAGGCGUUCUCACAGAAGGACCACGCCCAGAGGACGUUGAGCAUUAUAUUAACCCGGCGUUGCGCUUGCCCACGAUUGAAGAGGAGAAUGGAACUAGUCAACAAGUGCAAAAUGCAGAGCCGCACGUUGUCCGCAGGACACUGAGCAGAAUCCGUAAUAGACUAGGGAGUCCAUUCUUUGGCUCUUCUCCAAGACGUACGACACCAAAAGCAACUCCUGAAAUUCCAGAAACACGCGCUCAACGUGCUCGCCGUGAGCGUGAAGCCGGCGAGGCAACUCCACCUGUGUUGAAGCGACAGGCUGACAAGUUUGCCGUAAAGAAAUCGGCGCCUCGCAAUGGCAAGCCAAGGCAUUCGAAAUAUAGCGUACUGUCCUUCUCUAAGCUAGAUGUUCCAAAUAGCUUGGGCCAUCAUCGUCAAAGUUUAGAAGUGCGCAGGGUAGAGGUAUCUCAGGCUGGAGCAGAUGUACACUCUCCCAGUGAUGAUGAUACGAUCACUGAUCCAGAUUUGCCAUCGAGCGAUCGAAGCCCAGCCAAUAAUUCGGCUGCCUCUGUUGGAAGCAACCGCAAGACUACUCUCACAAGCCGGGAAAGCCACCCGCCUUCUACAAAUUCGUCCGCUAAACAUUCAAACCAGGAAAACCGAACACCUUCCACAAAGUCGUCUGCCAACCACUCAAACCGGGAAAAUCGAACACCUUCCACGAAGUCGUCUGCCAACCAGGAAAACCAGGAAAACCAAACACCUUCCACAAACUCUGCAGGUAACAAUCCUAACCAGGAGAAUGAAAGUCCUGGAAUAGACUCGAGUCAGGAGAAUCAAUCACCACCACGUACGAACCGACAAGCUCGAGGCAAUGCAGAGGACUGGAAUUCACCAAGUCCUCCCUACCAAUAUGACAACACACUUUACGAAGGAUCCCCAAUACGGGCCGCCAGCACGCCUACGCCAGUUCAAGGGGAUAAGUCCCGGAGGUCAACUGGGCGGAGAUUACCCGCUCCUCUACCAGCUGGCGCUCAAGCAGAACCCAGCGGACCAAACAGAGGAAGUCUGCACGCAAGCCCGCCUGGCCCACCUGAAGACGAUGGUCCAGAAGGCCAAAUCAGAGCAUUCAAUCACUGGGUCCGCAUGGAAUUGGCGUCCAACAACCCAGACAUGAUCAGCGCCUACAGGCUGUUCCGGGAGUUGCAAACAACGCAGAAUGGGAACGCCCUAGAUAACCUAUUCGAGAUGUUGCGUGUAGGGCACGAGGUAGGGCACUUCAACGACUACGUAUUCGAACGAAAUGUCACUUUCGGACCCGAAGCUCGUAGGCUGGUUCGACGUGGUGUGCCAAGUGCGGCUCGCUCACCUCGCACGCCACCAGCCCAAACCGACCGCUUCUGGCCAGGGUGGUGGAAUGACCCCUUGGAGGGGACUCGAGAGGGCAUCAAUCGACCGGGAGCUGCUUGGGCGGAGCCUCCAGUUGAGGAUGGAGAAGCACGGGUCCUUGUCCAUAGAUCAAGUCCGAGCAGGGCCGGCAGCCGCAGCAUUGACUCGAGUUAUUCUGCUGUGUCCCCUUCUCCCAUGAGAGAUGAACAAGGAAACAUCAUCCCAUGGAGAGCCAGCAUCGAAAGAGAAGUCACAGAAGCCCUCGGCGAAGUUGUCCCACGAUCUCCACUAACCGGGGCCUCCAAUCGUGGCUGGUCGUUCAGCCCCAAUCCCGUCACUGGAUUGCCAGAGCGACAGUUCAACAUCUCCAUCAAUCCUGACAACCGGCCAAGCACUGGCCCCUGGGAUCUGGGCGAGCCGCUACUAGUCCAAGAUCCGCUCAACCCGGGCCAGCUGAUCCCGAGCCCACACUUCGAUCCCGCGAUCCUCGCCUUGAUCAGUGGAGGUGGGGGAGAUGAUCAUGGUGAGAUCAACAUCAUUGUCCCGCGUGGAUGGAGAAUCAAUGUUGCGACUACCAGUGCAGAUAGGGGACAGGGUGUACCGCCUCCGUCUGGUGAUGCUGCCCGUAGUAGCUCCUCAUCAUCGAGCUCAGGUCCGUCAGGAGACCAACAAGUCACCAUCUCCGGUCCCGGUUUUGCGAUUCAUCAAGACCCACCCUCUGGUAACACCAGUGUCAGGGAGAGAUCGAAUGCACCGCCUACGCUUGGCUUGAUCGACCAGCCGUUACCAGAGCACAAGGAUGUGAUUGAGAGCAUUGAGAAGGAUUUUUCGCAGUCAAGCUCACAGGCGCAUUCACCGCAGAAAAGCACCGGCAGCAGCUCAACCAAAAGCAAGAACAGUCGUGAAGGUAGCAGCUCACAUCACAGCAGCGGAGGUGAAAGUGCCGACAAAGGCGGAAAGGGGGCUCGUAGUAGCAAUUCAUACAACAGCAGCAACGACUCCCAGGCUCAAAGCGGCAGCGAAAAGGCCCAAUCCGGCAGUGGGGACAUUCAGGUAGCACCUCCAACUACAGCGACGCAAGCAGAAAUUCAAGAGGAGUCAGCGGCAGCGGAUAACUCCAAGUCCGCUUCCAACCUCUCCUCUAAAUCCAACUCUAAAUCACCAACACCACCCACAAACACUACCCAAGCCCAACCCUCUUCAUCUCCUUCCAUCCCAGAUAGCGCAGGGGAGGAGCCAUGGUACCUCCACUGGGAGACCAGCGCCGUCGUUGCGUUGCGAGCAGAACUUCUGCGUCGCGGCAUCCCACUGCGGGGUCUGCGUCUGAAACAACAGAUGAUAGAUCGGUUGAGGAGGGAUGAUCAGGAGAAUGGGGUUGGUGGGGUGUGGCAGCCUCCUGAUGAUGGAGGAGAGGAGCAGGGAGAGGAAGAGGAAGAAGAGAACAUGGAUGAGGAUGAGGAGGCGGGGAGGAAUGCUAAGGGCAAGGGCAAGUGUAAGUGGGGAAAGAAUGAAGAAAAAGUGGGAAAAGCAGGCAGGUACCACAAGGAGACCCGGGAUCAGUCAGGAUCGGGCACCGGCUCAAGAUCACUGGAGAUUCCCCAGACGCCAACUCAGACUUCACCUCGGGUCAAGGUUGAGGAUGAGGAUGAUGGUCGACGACUGCUAAAGAGGAGAGCGAAUCCCUUUAUGGGCAACGCUGAUGCUUCCGUUCGCGCUGUCAAACGGCAAGCGAGAGAGCUGUAA